Messenger RNA from Plasmodium yoelii, 1434 nucleotides. RefSeq names its product BTB/POZ domain-containing protein, putative. The transcript has 6 exons. NCBI's taxonomy places the organism in Eukaryota, Apicomplexa, Aconoidasida, Haemosporida, Plasmodiidae. Gene Ontology annotation, biological process: protein homooligomerization. The record is from RefSeq and is a predicted model, not a curated record. The coding region runs from base 1 to 1434 and encodes 477 amino acids.
AUGGAUAAAUUAAAUAAAGAACAUAUAAUUAGUAUAAAUGUAGGAGGGAAAAUUUACAUGACUACUCUUAAUUUAAUAUCUCGAUACAAAAAUUCACGUUUAUAUGAAAUAGUACAAGAAAAAUUGACCAAUAUAUCUGAUUUACCAAACGAUAUCAAUAAGAGGGAAAUAUUUAUCGAUCGAAAUGGUAAUCGAUUUGAAUAUAUCCUUGAUUUUUUAAGAGAUGGGGUCUUAAUAUGCGAAAAUGAUAUCACUGUCCUAACUAGGAUUUUAAUUGAAGCUAUUUAUUUUAAAUUAUUUUCUUUAAUGAAAAUAAUAAAAAAAAAAAUAAAUUUAUUAUAUUCAAAUAUGAAUAAUAAUGUAAAUAAAAAUAUUUUUAAAAGAAUUAUAAGUACAAUAGAAAAAAAUAGAAAAGAGGAAACAAACAAAUUGGUAAAAUUGUCUGGAAUUAUUUCUAAUUAUAAUGAGCUAAAAUAUUUUAAUUUAAAAAAAAAAAAAAAAAAAAGUUAUAUAACCAUUUUAAAUAAUUCCAAUAUUAUUAACGAAAUUAACCAAGUGAAUAAAGACAUCGAAAAGGUUUUUUCCAGACCUGAUAAGAAUGAUUCUACAAAUUUAUUGUCAACAAAUUUUCAAAAAAAUGAAUCCACAAAUAAGUUAAAUUUGCAAUCCGUCACAAAUGAAAAAGAAAGAAAGAAAACAAAUGCAUAUAAAGAAAGUUAUUAUGAUACAAAUAUAAAUUCUGAAAAAAACAUGAACAGUCAGGAAAAAAAUUCCAACAUUUAUAAAAAAAGUGAGUCACCAAAUUUUGAAAUUUCAAACAAAAUAGAAAGAGAAGUAUCAAAAGAUAUGUUGAAUAGCAAUUUAAAAAAUGAUGUCGAUAAAAUGGAUAGCCAUCUUAGCGAUACAAAUUCCUUAGAAAAAAAUGAAAAAGAUAUUCAUGCAAGUUCGGAAUAUUAUAAUGCAAAAACAAUUGGUCAUAAAUAUGUUUCCUUUUCAGGGGAAAAUGACAUAAUUUUUUACACUAAUAGCGAGACUUUAAGCGAUGAAGAACAAUUUGGAAACAUAAAAAAUUCAAAAGAUGAAAAGGAGGCAAAUAGUAACUCUAAGAACAUAAGUAGAUUAAGAAAUAUAAAUGUUAUUAACAACAAAGUUAGUGAAUUGAAUUAUAAUAAUUAUAUAGGGAAUAAUGAUUAUAUAGGAUAUCGAGAUUUCGAAAAUGAGCAUAAUAAUUUCCCAAAUUAUAUAAAUAGUGUGUGUAAUAAAAAAUCUACAUAUAAUUAUAACAAUUAUGAAUAUAACAAUAUGAAAAACAAUGUUAGAAAUCCUAUUAUGGUAUAUUCAGAAAUUGAUGAUGUUGAAGAAACCUCCAAUUAUCCUAUUAUGCCAAACAUAAAUUUAGGAGAACAAAUUUUUAGUACUACUGUAGAUUUUUAA